AUGACCCAAGAAAUGGAGACGUUUGGUGCCCGCUUGGCCAGCUUCGAUCGGGUGUUGCUCCCAGAGAAACGGAGGGGAUCGAGCGCAAAGACAGUAAAGCCAAUUACUUGGCCUCAUCGUAGGCCUUCGCCUGCCGAGCUGGCGCAUGCGGGCUUCUUCUAUAAUCCCUACGAAACCAACCCGGAUAAUACAACAUGUUUUCUUUGUCGCAGAGCGCUCGAUGGGUGGGAGGAAGAGGACAGCCCUAUAGCCGAACAUUUGAAGCAUUCUCCAGACUGCGGGUGGGCAGUUAUGAUGGACAUCCAACAACAUAGCUCCAACCCCGCGGAGAUCGAAGAUCCAACAAGUGAUGUAAUAAGACAAGCGAGGCUGGCUACCUUUGGUGAGCUGUGGCCGCACGAUGGGAAGCGAGGUUGGGUGUGUCAGUCAGAAAAGAUGGUAGAUGGCGGGUGGUAUUUCUGUCCGACGGAAGAUAGUAACGAUCUAGCCAGCUGCGCGUAUUGUAAACUGUCUCUUGACGGAUGGGAGCCCAAGGACGACCCUUUUGAUGAACAUUAUCGGCGUUCGUCCGACUGUUCAUUCUUUGUGUUUGCCCAGCCACCUGGAAAAAAGACGAAGGGAUCGCGAUCGAAGAAGCCUCGCGGAUCCAAGGCAUCCCGUUUGUCCACGCAGUCUACUGUUUCUGAGACUCCUGUUUCAGAUAUUGACCAGAUUGAUCAAAGUGAAGUGUCCCAAUCUACUACCAAGUCAAAAGGCACGAAGAAGUCUAAGGCCAAAGCGAAAACAAGGGCUAAAAAGGAGGAGGUCGAGGAAGUCGGCGCGGAAAUGGAUGUCGACGCCAUGGAGUAUACACAGCCGAAACGAACCACUAGAGGUAAAAAGAGGGCAAGUGGUGAAGUUGCUACGGAUAAAGAUGAGGCGGCUGCCGUUAACACCCAGGAAACCGAACACUCUGAGGCCCCAACCAAAAAGAAAGCCAAGAACUCACGCGAGAGCAUUCAAAAUAAUAACAAUCAGAACGAUGUAGUGAUUGUGGAUACCCAUCAGGAUGAAAUCCCCCAGGAAGAAGAGUCAAGCAGGGGCCGCGGAGCUACCAAGAAGAAAACAUCUAAAGGGCGUAAAGCCUCUACUGAGUCUUCCGCCGCGAAAACCACAUCAAAGUCACGUGUACCCCAGGACUCUGAGCUGGACGCAGGUAUUGAAGCAGGCCUUGAAGCGGAUCUCGUUGGCCUUGACUUAGAAAAGUCAAAUGACGAGGAGGUGCAGAAGCCUGCCAAAAAGGCCAAGUCUAAAAAGAAGAAGGAAACCCCAGAGUCAUCGGUUGCCGUAGCCCAUCAACCGGAGGCCAUGCAUCCCAGUCAAGAGCCUGAGACAGCGAUGCCACCGGUCACUAAGGUAUCGCAAACGAUGUCAACGGAAGAGCCGGUGAAGCGACAAAGAUCAGGAGGCUCGAAGAGUUCUGAGCAAAUAACCCGACGAUCCGCAGAUCCUAAUGGUGAGUCCGAAACAAAAGAAGGCAAGGGCAACGAUGCUGAAUCUGUUCGACACGAGUCUUUUGUAUCUGUGGAGAUUCGCAACGUAAUUCCGGAGAACCCCCCGGCCAAGCCGGAUGACAAGGGCACGAAGCAGAAGAAGAAGAACUCAGCGGAGAAGGGCAAGAAGCCAAAAAAGACCGAGAAGCAUGCUACUGAACCAGUUGGCUCUGAAGGCAUGCACAUCGAACGACAAAAUGAGAUGCAAGAAAUGCAAGAACAAGAACCCAGUCCAGAGGCUACCAGUUGCAGGUCGUCCAGAGUGCCCCCCAAGACAGCCGAGCGAUACAGUGAUAUCCCUGAAGAAAAGCAGUUUGCCAGGUCGAUUGCAGAGUCGCGCGACUCCGAUACCCACGUUGCGGUAGAAGAUACUACGAAGGACGAUAAUGAUCCUGUGUCGCCGCUUCCCUCUGCUUCCAAAAGCACCCCAUCUCUCUCGCCUCAAUCGUCUGAUGCUGAAAAUCGUCCACCAUCCAUGAGAGUUUCUGCGCCCCGUCCCAUUCUAACAUCGCCGUCCAAGCAGCCAGUUAUCCGAGUUCCACUGGCACCCAGCACCCCUUCACCAUCAAAGCGGGAUCCGAACAUAGAGGCCCUCAACACAUCUUACCCGUGGAGGCCCGUCGACAUCGACAAAAUUCUUUUGGCCGGGAAUAUCGACAAGGAGAAUGUCGAUAUUGCGUCCCCCUUGGUCAGUAUGAAAGGAGAUUUGACAAGCCCGGAAAAGAAGAUGAGCGUCGAACAGUGGAUCAUGUGGAAUGCCAAAAAUGGAGAGGAGAGACUCAAACGUGAAUGUGAGAGACUUGUUGGGCAAUUUGAAAGGGAAGGGGCACGAGCGAUGCAUGUUCUGGAGGGAAUUGAGUGCGUGGACUGA
Aspergillus tanneri is the source of this 2403-nucleotide messenger RNA. RefSeq lists its product as uncharacterized. The record is from RefSeq and is a predicted model, not a curated record. NCBI's taxonomy places the organism in Eukaryota, Fungi, Ascomycota, Eurotiomycetes, Eurotiales, Aspergillaceae. Bases 1 to 2403 code for a protein of 800 amino acids. The transcript has 4 exons.